AUGCAGGUACGACAGAGGAAAAAUGAAUCCCUUAGAGACUACCUGGCAAGGUUCAACACUGAAGCAUUGCAGGUCCGAAACCUGAACCAAUCUGUGGCUGUUACAGCCAUCCAACAUGGACUCUGCCCCUCACCAUUCAACUUCUCCAUCUCCAAGCACCUCCUGCAGACACUAGCUGACAUAAUGACUCAUGCCCAAAAAUAUAUCAAUGCGGAAGCAGCACAGACACAGAUGCGAGAUGAGGUAGAAAGGCCCGACAAGAAGAGGAGACAUACCAAGGAGCGGAAAUCAGAAAGAUCAAAUCGGGACCGUACGAGGCAAGAUCGCCAACCCAAUCAUAGACCAUGA
Molecule: messenger RNA, 348 nt
Organism: Nelumbo nucifera (sacred lotus)
Lineage: Eukaryota; Viridiplantae; Streptophyta; Magnoliopsida; Proteales; Nelumbonaceae
Source: RefSeq, a predicted model, not a curated record